Molecule: messenger RNA, 1185 nt
Organism: Doryrhamphus excisus (bluestripe pipefish)
Lineage: Eukaryota; Metazoa; Chordata; Actinopteri; Syngnathiformes; Syngnathidae
Gene: coq9
Product: coenzyme Q9 homolog (S. cerevisiae)
Biological process (GO): ubiquinone biosynthetic process
Cellular component (GO): mitochondrial inner membrane
Molecular function (GO): lipid binding
Source: RefSeq, a predicted model, not a curated record
UGUCGCCUCUCUGAGUCGCGCUAAAGUGACGUCAGAAAGUCGAAAGGAAAAUAACCAACAUGGCGGCGCUGCUGAGGGCUGUACGUGCUGGAAGGGCACUCCGGGGGCUGGGCAGCAGUAAAUAUGGACCACCACCAGCAGCAGCAUCAUUUGAUCUUAUCGCAGCACCAGCAGCAAAACCUGAGUGUGUCAGUGUCAAACGAGGCUUCCGCUGUGCAGCGCUGAUGCUUCAGGAUGAAUCCAAAUCCAACAAACACGUCGGUCAGGACCCAACAGCCGGGACGACCCAAAGAGAGUCGACAAGUAACACACAUGCCGACGAGUCUACCCGAGCGAACAGCAGUUUCCAGGAUGAGAGUGAAGAGCAAGGUGAGGAGUACGAAACGGAGGAGCAGCUUCAAGGGCGAAUCCUGGCCGCUGCUUUGGAGUUUGUCCCGCAGCAUGGUUGGACCGCGGAGGCCAUUGCGGCCGGUGCUGAGACGCUGGGCCUGUCGUCGGCGUCCGCCGGCAUGUUUAACAACGGAGCUGGAGACUUGGUGCUGCAUUUCGUUGCUCAGUGCAAUUCCCAACUGGCCGAGAUCCUCGCCGAACAGCACAAGCAGGUCCAGCUGGGACAAGCAGAACCAAAGAAGACUGCUGACUUUCUAAGAGAUGCAGUGGAGACCAGACUUCGGAUGCACGUCCCCUACAUAGAAACAUGGCCGCAGGCGAUGAGCAUCCUGCUACUGCCUCAUAACAUCCCUGAGGCUCUGAAACACCUUUCCACCCUGGUGGACGACAUCUGGUACUACGCUGGAGACAGAUCCACAGACAUGAACUGGUACAGAAAAAGAGCAGCACUGACCGGCAUCUACAACACCACGGAGCUGGUGAUGCUGCAGGAUUCUUCCCCAGACUUCCAGGACACUUGGAUCUUUCUCGACAACCGCAUUCAGGAUGCAGUCAACAUGGCCACCUCCGCCAAACAGUUGCAGUCGACGGGUGAAGCGGUCGUGCAGGGCCUCAUGGGUGCUGCUUUAACUCUGAAGAAUCUCUCCGGAAUGAACCAGCGGCGAUGAGGCCAAGCACCUUCACAAGACUGAUCCCAGACCUAAAACCAGACCAUGCUCUCUGGCCGAACCAUUACAAUAUUCACUUAUGGUCAGAUCCUUUCAGCUCUUCAAUAAAGUAAAUAUUAUAUAUUUA